Molecule: messenger RNA, 3374 nt
Organism: Anneissia japonica
Lineage: Eukaryota; Metazoa; Echinodermata; Crinoidea; Comatulida; Comatulidae
Product: FAST kinase domain-containing protein 5, mitochondrial-like
Exons: 7
Coding region: 604-2712 (702 amino acids)
Biological process (GO): regulation of mitochondrial mRNA stability; mitochondrial RNA processing
Cellular component (GO): mitochondrial matrix; ribonucleoprotein granule
Molecular function (GO): RNA binding
Source: RefSeq, a predicted model, not a curated record
AAUUACGCUACUAAUACCCGAACAAAAUAGUUCAAAAGAUGACAUUCCAAAUCAUUGUUUUUACAAAAUAUUUCAGAAACAACUAUUAUAGUUAAAACAUUUAUUCAUAUACAUUUUUUUUUUAUUUGAUUUCAUAUAAAGCAAAAAGAAACUAUAUCUAAUGCGGAUGAAUAUUUAAUUCAGUUACACCCCGCAGAGUGAAAAAAGGAACGCUGUCCGGUACCGGAAUCCAAGAGUCUAGACAUAUCAUUAGGGAUCAGGUAGCGAAUUUUGACCAAUCAUGUUCGAGCGAUGUAUGUGACGUAAUGACAAAAAGUCCCGCUUUCAAGAUCAAUGUGUCCAUCCCGCUUUUGAACGUUCGGGGAUUGGAAUGCCUGAUAGGGAGGCCUGUUAAAUAAAUACUAUUUUCCUAUACAGUAUCUAUAAACGCCCAGGCUUUAUCUUUUAUCAAACAUUCAAAAUACUAUCGUAAUUUAAAGUGAACUUUCUAAAAACCCACAAUACAUAGCAUAUAUAAUUUGACUUUAUUUCUGUUAACAUGCCAUCUGCUUGCGGUACUUACAACGCGUGUGAAAGAUUAAUAUUUGAGGUAAUGUCUACUUGAUGUUGGCUCAACAAGUUUAUAAGAUGACUUUCCUCAGGACCAAACCAGUUUUUGUAAAAUUGCAGGCUGCGCAAUUCACAAAUUGCAGAUCACAAAAACAUAUAAACAAUGUCAACAAUCAUUUACCCUUAAAAUCAUUGUUUAUGUUCAAAUUCAACCCAGAGCACAGAGAGAAUUUAUGGGAAAGAUGUUUUGUUCAGUUUUCUGGUCUUGCUUCCUGCAAUUAUCAGAAGGUACCAUCCGUACUCAAGGAGCAAAAUCAAUGGACCAAUUCACCAAGAGGAUUUUACAUGCACUCCCCAAAGUAUGCAACAAUAAUGUAUGAUUUAUUAAAACCACCUACAAAUGAUGAAGAUAUCGCCAAAUUAUUUCAUCUUCGUUUGCAUGCCUCGAAGGAUGACUUUUUAAAAUCUGUCAAGGAAUUGAAUUGUUUACCAACGUCAAUUGUACAAGACAUAUUUAACCGCAAUCUUAGAUUCAUUACACAAGGGAUAGCUAGCAUCAGGAUACUUAAUGAGGAAGUACUUAGAGAGUAUUUACGACUUUUUGCCAAAAUUGACAUCACUUGUGUUCAGCAGGAAAUGAGAACAUUUGAACAAAAAUGUGUUGAUCAGAUGGAGACAUGGCCAGUUGAUAUGGUUCUCCUUGUGUCUGAUGCAUUUCAUCUCAUCAAUUAUCGUUCGUUGUCUUACAACAAGAAGAUGUAUGAAUAUAUGAGAAAACAUGUACCUUCAUUAAAUAAACACAAUAUAGUGCAGUUGGCAUACUUGAUAGGAGAGAAUAGGAUAGUCCCAUCUGCUUUAAUGCAUCAACUGCAAAAACGAAUCCUUAAUUUUAAGAAUGAAUUCACUGUACCCGAAAUAGGUGCUAUUUUUAAUGGUUUCUUCAAAUCUAAAACUUCCAUUACCUCAGACAUUUUAUCAAUUUUUGCAAAACGCCUAAUGCUUGAAGACACGCGUGAAAUCAAUACCUAUAGUCUUGUUGGUAUCUUGAAGAUGUAUCGUUAUGCUUAUUUCGGUUCAGAGAUGUUAUUCAAUAAAAUUGCUAAUGAAAUUGUUGAGAGGAUUCCUACCAUGGAAAUAGCACCAGUAACGCAUAUAGCUUUAACGUAUUCAACACUACGUAUGUUCCACGCGCCAUUAAUGGAUAUGAUUGCACAAGUGUAUGUUAGUAAGGUAAAAUAUGGCCGCUGUAAAGAUGUGACCAAGUGUCUAUGGUCAGUAAGUACUUUAGCCCACCGGCCUCCAAACUUUAACCAGUUUUACAAGACAGCUCUUCAUGAGAUGAGGAGACGUUCGGUGGAGUAUUCUGAACAUCCGAAUCAUCUAACGUCUGGCUUAAUUGCUUUAGCAUACAUGGAUAUCUAUCCAUUAGAUAUUAUAGAUUAUGUAUUCAGCCCCACAUUCCUGGAUUUUGUAAAAAACUAUAGGCUAAACAGUAAGAUAGAUUUAAGACCAGAUCUUCAUCUUCUAGACUGUACGUUAGCGAUUGAUCGUCCCUUAUAUUGCGGCAAUAGAUUUCCACAGGAACUAUUAAAAGAAGGCAAUCUUCCUGAUGACUUUUACCCAAAUGUUGAUCAUGAACUGAGCAAAAGAAAAUUUCUGAAACCAGUAAUUUCUUGUCUUUCCGACAUACUUGGAGACGCACAGUUGAUUAAGCCACACUUUAUUCUUCAACAUAUGAAAGCUCUUGAUAUUGAGUUUCGAUUAUCUGAAUCAGGAGAGCCCAUUACUGUUUCAAAGUGGAAUUGUCAACAUAAAGAGAAAAAGAAAACUUUAAACACAGCAAGUAUUUUGGUCCAGAAAAUUAUGCAAGGGUGCCCUCUGGAAGAAGCCUCUAUCAAACAGGAUCACAGCAUUGCUAUAGUACUGUGGUCCAGAAAUCAUUAUCAAUUUGGAGCGAAGCAACAUAUCACAUCACGUCACCUUCUUGGGCUCCAUGCAAUGAAAAGGAGGCAUUUAUUGUUGUUGGGAUACAAAAUUGUUGAGCUUCCAUUUUAUGAACUUGAAGUUGUGUCUGAAAAAGGAAAUACAGCCCUCACUCAGUACCUGAAGCAAAAACUUGUGCAACUACCGCAGAUGAGAACCCUAUUGCAGGGCACAUCUUAAGGGUGGUAUUGUUUGUGAUGGAUCCGUGCAGAUCUCAAGGUCCCUAGUUCAAUUCUCGUCGCUGCUCUCCUUGUCUUUCAGCAGGAGGGCUGAAAUACAAGUUAUGAUAGCGUACCAUCUUUCAGAUGAGACGUUUAAGCCGUUGGACUUGUGUGCAAUAUGGCCCAUGUGCAUGUUGAAGAACACAGUACACUCUUCAGAAAAGAGUAGGGGAUUGUCUCCCGGGGUACUGCCCAAUUGACCACCAGAAGGGCCCAACUGGAAACCAGUCUUUGGGUGGGUUAUCCUUGGUGUGAUUUAUACCAAAAAAUAUCCUAUCCUAACAUUAUUUGCACAGACGAGACAAUGAGGAGACAUGCUGCAUCACAACCAAUCACCGUUUCAAUAGCUCAGGAUGGUUAGACACUCAAGGAUGAAUUUGGGCUCACCGAAUUCGUAAUGGGACCAAGUGGGAUACCCACUUUAAAGCUCCAGUUUUCAGGCUGGGGUCUAUUUUUUUUAUUGCUCAAACUGUUUUGGACUGUGGUUCGGGGUUGAGAACCAGGACUAUAAAUCAUACAACUUGACCACAUGUUCCUAAUCUGUAGAUUUAUUCAUUAGCAAAGAACCUUAACACAGAGACAAACAUGAUAAAUUGUUGCAAUAAAAUUCUCUGUAUUGAA